AUGGCUUCACUCGUGAGGAGUAUCUCCCAUGCUCGUCGGAGUCCUUCCACCAGUUCUUUUUCCGUCGAGCCUUCAGAUCGAGACCCAGAUCGAGAGCAGCCUGCGCGAAAGCGCCGCCGUGUGAGCGAUGUCGAGACAGCAGGCAUUGGGGAAUCAGCAGAUCAUUCGGGCACUUCAACUGCUUCCUCCAACUCCACAUCUAAUCCGGUAGCUCACGACAGAGACCUUGAACCCAUCGAACAGAUUGAUUUGACAGAAGUGGAGGGCUCGGCUGCUCUUGCAAAAGCGUUGGCAAAGCAGCGAGAAGACGCUGUUAGGGCACAAGAAUCUUUGCAUCAAGGGACUGGCCGUUCUAUUCUGACAUCAUAUAAAUGCCCUGUGUGUAUGGAUACGCCAGUCGAUGCCACCAGCACUGGCAUCUCUUCUGUCACAAAUGCAUAA
Aspergillus udagawae is the source of this 441-nucleotide messenger RNA. RefSeq lists its product as uncharacterized. Lineage: Eukaryota; Fungi; Ascomycota; Eurotiomycetes; Eurotiales; Aspergillaceae. The record is from RefSeq and is a predicted model, not a curated record. Bases 1 to 441 code for a protein of 146 amino acids. The transcript has 2 exons.